CAAGCUGACAAGGCAAGCGAUGCGUCCGGUCGAUGCAGGACGGUAAACAUUGCAUCCGAAAAUAAGUUUAUAGUGCAAAAUCAAUGACGCAUAUGUUGAAUUUAGAGGAACAAAUGACCGGGCUGAAGCGGAAGUCAUCAGACCUGCCUGGUGAUCAGCCACCACCAAAGUUACUGAAGCAAACAACCAGUACAACUUUAGAUACAGCAGUUGAGAAAGAGUCUGACAUUGAUAGUCUCCCUCCUCCUGUGUUGGAAAAGGCAGAUACUUAUGAAGAGGAUAGACCAAAGGCUGUGCCUUAUGGAAUCAAAGCAAAUGACAAUGGAUCAGACAGUUCAACACCGCCCCCAGUUUUGCCAAGAUUUCCAACAUUACAGCCCACAAAACUAAUGUCUGCUGACAAGUAUUUUGGGUUCGACAUUCCGAGUGAUAGUGAUGACGAAGAUGACACCAUAAGAAAAAUAGCUGAAUCAAUCAGUGUAGGAGAAGAUUCAGUAGACAGUAUCUCAUCCGUUAAACCUAAAAUGUCUUCUAUGGGAACAAAUACACCUUAUGAUAAUGAGAGGUCUACCAGUAAAAAAUAUGUAAAUUUAAAAAGAGCAGAUACUUUAACUAUAUCAGAUAGUAAUGGGUCAAAUGGGGAAGAAAAGAAAGCUAAAUUGAUUAAAAAAGGCAUUAUUAAAAAAGUAAUGUCACCUAAAAAGAGUUUACAGUCAAAGAAAAGUGUUACCAUCAAGAAAGAAAAGUCAGUUAUAUUGAAUUUAUUAGAGUCACUUAGAACAGUUCAGAAAAUGCCUUCAGGUGCUACUAUAGAAAAAAUAAUGAAAUUUGGUAAUGAGGAAGUUAUAAAUUUACCAUCGGAUAGAUCACUUACAGUUUAUGAAUUUGAUGAUGAAAAAUUUACAUCUAUCACCUCAAGUAAUCUUUUACAGAGACCUUCACUGCAGGUAGUUUCAGACACUUUAAAAUCAGUAGAAGAUGAGGCACCUGCAGAUAGCUCAGCUUUACCAAAACUUGAAUGUGUUUCUAGUGAAGAGCUAUCAGCAGAUGAACUUUCAGAUUCAGAGACAAACAAUUCAGCUCCAGUCCUUCAAAAAAUGUGUAUUACUUCUCCCACCAAAUCACCUAAAAAAUUCAUUCACGGUGGAAUUAGGGAAAUAGUUUUUUCAUUUGACACAACUGGCUCUAUGUACAGUUAUAUGGAGGAAACAAAAGAAAAAUUGCGAGAAAUUGUUGAACGUUUGAAAAUAGAUAUCCCAGGUGUUCGUUUAGCGUUUGUAGCUCAUGGGGACUAUUAUGAUUUAAAGAAUGAUAGAUAUUUGAUUAAAUGGCUAGAUUUUGGUGCAACUAUAGAUGAAAUAUGUAAUUUUUUUGAAUACUUACCAAUUACUCAUGGUGGUGAUGCAGAUGAAUGUUACGAAUUAGUUUUAAGGAAAGUACGGGAAUCUUUAUCAUGGACAACAGGAAGUCAGCGAUGCUUAGUAAUGAUUGGAGAUUCAGAUCCUCAUGAACCAGGAUAUCAGUUUGAAGAUUUCAAGAACGAUAUUGAUUGGAAAGAAGAGACGAAAAAAUUAAAUGAAAUGGGAGUCAGAAUUUAUGGAAUGCAGGUUGGUUAUAGAUCAGAUUUCUAUAGACAGAUAUCACAGACCACAGGUGGUGCUCAUCUACGUUUGGAAUCAGCUAAUCUUACUCCUGAUAUGGUUAUGUCAGUCUGCUUACGUGAAGGCAAUCUUAAACUUCUUAAGACUUAUGAAGCAGAAGUAAUGAAAAGACCAGAAUACAAAACUGGAUUAGAUUUAGAAUUAGCAAGACUGUUCAGUUCAUUAAAAAAUGUAGCAGAUAAUAUUGCCAUGAAAUUCAAAAAGAACAUAAUAGAAGGAAGUACAGAAAAUGGAAAGAAAGCGAUUAAAAGAGAAAAUACGUCCACGACAGAGUCACCUGGUACUAAAAUAGCCAAAAUGGCAAAGAAGGCAUUAGCUGAAGAUGGGAAGGUUACGAAGAAAGUUAAAACAUUGUCACCUGAAAGAAAGCAAUCAACAUCAGACAAAAUUGCUAAGAAUUUGAUUAAAAAGGCAAUAAAAGGAACUAAAGAAAAGAAGAAAACAGCCUUAACUAAAGAGAAAAAGAAAAUUUCACUAAAAAGUACAAAAAAAUCUGGUGUUAAAAAUAUUAAAGAGAAAAAGAAAACAGCUGCAAAAUUAACUAAAAAGCCUGUUGUAAAGAAAGAUAUGAAAAAGAAACCAACAAAACCAGGGGUUGCAGGAAAAAAGGCCAAAAUUGUGUUAGGUUCUAAAGUUCAAAAAACUAUUUCUAAAGGAAAACAGACUGCAACUAAAGUUAAAGCAAAGUCUGUUAUGAAAGCAAUAUUGAAAUCAAAGACAGUCAAACCCUCAAAGAAAACACUUUCAAUUAGACCAAAUACAAAGUUAAAAGCUAAAAAUACAGCUGCAAAGAAGGUUAUAAAGAAUAAAACUAUUACUAAAGGAACUUUAAAGAAAGAUCCUAAAAAUAAAACACUAGGUAAAGUGAAGUCUAAAGAAACACCUGCAAAGAAAACUGUAAAGAUGAAAGUAAAAACUCUGGAAAUAAAGAAGAAAGAACAAAAGAAAUUAGUUGAAAAGAAAAAGGAUGCUUCAAAACAAAAAACUGAAAAGAAAGCAAAAAAAAGUUCCCCCGAGAAGAAAAAAACUAAACCACAAGAGAAGAAAGCAACAAAAAAAAAGAAUGACGAAAAAGAAAAGAAGUCUGUGGCAAAGACUAGCAAGAAGACAGAAACAAAGAAAUCCACUGAACAACCCAUCAAGGUUAAAAAACCAAAGAAUUUACAGCCAAGAGAAAUUGCCAGUAUAGCCAAGUUUGUGACUGGACCUUUAAGUUGUUUAUCCUGGGAACAGUGGACUCCACUGAUUGCUCAUGAGAAACCAAGGAGUGGAAAUUGGUCUAAAGGGAAAGGUGGAUGUCCAGGAUAUUGUAAUUCAGACAUUGAUAAAGACAAAGACUCUGUGCUUGUCAUGUACGAGUUUGCAGUAUCACCUCCUGACAGUUCAAAGAAAUACCCAGUUUAUUUUUAUGCACAGAAUGAAAAUGUAUGGGAAUUUUGCAAAGAUAAAUAUAUUCAGAGAGAACUAGAACGUGUGAUCAAAUCCAAAGGGUCAGUUAGUGUUCGUAAAGGAACGGUCAAUAAGAACGAUGAAACCUUGUUCUUAAAAACUGUAGAACAUGUUAGAAAUAUGUUUGAUUAUGCAUGGAACAGUAAUGCUUCUAAAGACACAGCUAGAAAGGAUGACUUGGUUAAAGAAGGAUUCAUUAUAGCUAAAGUGUGAUAACGGAUUUAUAUCAAGUCAUCACUGUUCUUAUUCCAUGUAUAUGUAAUUCCAUAGUGUUUCAAAAACUUAGUAUUUGCAAGAAAUAUCUCCCUUUGGAUAUACAAAUUGUACAUAAUUGUGAUCAAUUGGUAUUUAGAAAAGUGAAAAUUUAUUAUAAAAAAUACUUUUGCUAAAUUUAAGGCUUUUUUUUUAGAAACAAGAUUUGAAAAAAUCCUAGCUUUUCUGAUCCUUCUUUCUCUUUUCAUGUAUGGUCUCUUUUUUAUACCUGAAGUUCUGAUAGGUAAUCUUUCCAAUUUUAAGAAGGCAUCCAUGUUUUAUUUGAAAAUGUCGGUGGUGACCCUUAGAAGUUGAGUGUUUAUUUUGUUCGACUUGAGCUUACUAAAAGGGAAAUAACUUGUACUUGACAGCUACUUCGGAUAACAGAAGGUUUUAUAACUUAUAUAUUUGGAUUGGUUUCCAAGAUAAGAAAUUUUUUAAACUUACAAGUGAUUAUUUUUGUUUUACUCAUUGCUCUACUUUUAUGUAGCAUGAGGCCUAUAUAAAGACACAGGAAUUGUACAAGUGCUACAUUUUUUCAUCUUCAUGUGAUUAGAUCCAAGAAUUGGUGCUUUAUCUCAUACAGAGUAAAUGCAUUUUAUAAUACCAUAUACAUUUUUUAUAUGGCCACAAAAAUUGUAUAAAAGUUAUCUUCUAUAGCAGGCUAUGUUUUUUUUUUAUUUUCUUUUUAAAGAUCAUGCAGAAAUAAAAAAGGAGAUAUAAGUAAAUGCAAACAUUAACUCAAAAUAAAUGAAACAGUUGUUAUCAAUGUACAGUUGUAUAGUCAUUUAAUAGAUCAAAUGGUUUGUAAUGUAAUUUGGACUAUAUAUUACAAAUAAGACAAAGGGUCUUAGAAACACUAAAAAAAUGCAUAAAUGUAAAUAUACUGCAUAAUGGUGAUUCAUUUAAAAGUCAUUCUUGCUGGUGUCGUGGGUUUAGAAAAAUCAGUAUAGAAACCAGGUGAUUGCUAGUGAAAGGAUAUGACACUCUGGGAUACAAUUUGUUUUCACAGAAUACUAAUGUUCUAAACAGACCUGUAUAUUUCAGGAUGAUUCAAUACAUUCCCAAGAAUACAAUGCACAUUGUCACCAGCAAAUGUGAUUUUAAGCUUCUCUGACCUGUAAACUAAGAGGACCUGUCACAUUUAGGUUUUUUCCUGUACAAUUUAAAAAAAUCUUCCUUAACUGAAUCUUGGCCAAAGGAGUCUUUAUUUAAAAUUCUAUCCACUCCCUUGCCCAUUCCCAUAAUUAAAAUUGUCUUUCUUUAAAUUCAUACUUAUUUUUAAUGUUCUAUUAAAUGGAUAAGAAAAUUUAAUUAAAAAUUCCUGCAAAGGCCAAACUGUUAACUUAUCAUGCUUAUUAUUAUACCCCCGCUUUAAAAAAGUGGGGGUAUACUGUUUUACCUCUGUCUGUCCUUCCGUCAGUCCAUUCAUCCAUCAGUCCAUCCGUCAGUCCGUCCGUCCCAUGAAUAUUUUCGUCGCAUUUUUCUCAGGAACUAAUCGACAAGGAUUUCUGAAAUUUGGUUUCAGGGUAUAUAUAAGUAAGUUACACCGCGUUUUCAGAUUCAUCACUCAACAACUUCCUGUUUACCGAACACUUGUAUUAUUUUACACAUGAUAGCCAAGUUGAAAAUUUUCGUCACAUUUUUCUCAGGAACUACUUGACAAGGAUUUCUGAAAUUUGGUUUCAGGGUUUAUAAAAGUAAGUUACACCGUGUGAUGCGUUUUCAGAUUCAUCACUCAACAACUUCCUGUUUAUCGAACACUUGUAUUAUUUUACACAUGAUAGCCAAGUUGAAAAUUUUCGUCACAUUUUUUCAGGAACUACUUGACAAGGAUUUUUGAAAUUUGGUUUCAUUGUUUAUAUAGGUCAGCUAUACCGUGUGAUGCAUUUUCAGAUUCAUCACUCAACAACUUCCUGUUUACCAAAAUAUUUCGGCGGGGGUAUCAUCAGUGAGCAGUAGCUCACAGUUUUACUUGUAUUGGAAAUUUAUUUAAGAAUAGAAUGCUUCUUUUUGUAAAUUUAUUGGGGUGUAAAAGCGUUGACCGAAGUACAUUUUGUAUGAAGCGCUGAAGUGCUUCAUUCUAAAAAUGUACGCACGGUCGACACUUUUACAACCCUAUAAAAAUGCUUAAAGAAGUAUUCAAUACUUAUAAUUACAUUUUUUAUAGGAUCAUGAAAACACGAUUUCUAUCAAGUUUUUAUACGACCGCAAACAAAUUUUUGUGGUCGUAUAUUGGUAUGACGUCGGCGUCGUCGUAGUCCGAAGACACAUUAGUUUUCACACUCUAACUUUAGUUUAAGUGAAUGGAUCUCAAUGAAAUUUUACCAUAAGGUUCAAUACCACAAAAGGAAGGUGGGGAUUGAUUUUGGGGGUUAUGGUACCAACAGUUAAGGAAUUAGGGGCCAAAAAAAGCAUUUUUGUAACUUCCAGACAUAACUUGUGUGUUAGUUUAUGGAUCUCUCUGACAUUGUACCACAAGGUUCCAUAUCACAAAGGGAAUGCUGGGAUUGAUUUUGGGGGUAAUUGCCUCCAAAUUUUAGGAAUUAGGGGCCAAAAAGGGGCAAAAAACAAGCAUUUUUCUUGUUUCAUGACAAUAACUUGUGUGUAAGUGUAUGGAUCUCUCUGACAUUGUAUCACAAGGUUCCAUAACACAAAGGGAAUGCUGGGAUUGAUUUUGGGGGUAAUUGCCUCCAUAUUUUAGGAAUUAGGGGCCAAAAAGGGGCAAAAAACAAGCAUAUUUCUAGUUUCAUGACAAUUACUUGUGUGUAAGUGUAUGGAUCUUUAUGAAAUUGUACAACAAGGUUCCAUAUCACAAAGGGAAAGCUGGGAUUGAGUUUGGGGGUAAUUGCCCUAAAAGUUUAGGAAUAAGGGGCCGAAAAGGGGCCAAAAAUUAGCAUUUUUCUAGUUUCCAGACAAUAACUUGUGUUCAAGUGUAUGGAUCUCUCUGAAAUUGUACUGCAAUGUACCAUACCACAAAGGGAAGGCUGGUAUUGAUUUUGGGGGUAAUUCCCUCAAAAUUUUAGUAAUAAGGGCCAUAAAAGGGCAAAAAAACAAGCAUUUUUCUAGUUUCAGGACAAUAACUUGUGUGUAAGUGUAUGAAUCUUUAUGAAAUUGACAUCAAGGUUCCAUAUCACAAAGGGAAAGCUGGGUUUGAGUUUAGGGGUAAUUGCCCUAAACGUUUAGGAAUUUGGGGCCAAAAAGAGGCCAUAAAACAAGCAUUUUUCCAGUUUCCAGACAAUAACUUGUGUUCAAGUUUAUGGAUCUCUCUGAAAUUGUACUGCAAGGUACCAUACCACAAAGAGAAGGCUGGGAUUGAGUUUGGGGUUGAUGAAUCAUAAGGGGGUUCAAAAAAUUUGGGGGAGGGGGAUUUUUUUUUCAUUUUUUUUCUUUAAAAUUUUCCAUUUUAAAUUGGUUAUUUCUGAUUUAUAUAUAAAAGCAAAUAAUAAUGAUAUGGUUUGAAUCAGUAAAUUAAAAUUUUUUAAGUUUUUAGACCACUUUCAUUCUGUGUCAGAAACCUAUGCUGUGUCAAAUAUUUAAUUACAAUCCAAAUUCAGUGCUGUAUCAAGCUUGAAUGUUGUGUCCAUACUUGCCCCAACUGUUUAGGGUUCGACCUCUGCGGUCAUAUCAAGCUGCGCCCCAGCCGAGCAUUUUAUUAUUUCAUUUACCAGUGCACUUUAUUGUGGAAGCUCGUGUCAUCAUGAAUGUUACAUUUCAUUUGGAAAUGAAGGUUGAUUUCAGAAUGACGCAAGCUUGCUGUUAGCCAAUCAAAAUAACGUAUUAUAAUGAAACAUACAUGUAAUAUAAUUAUACUUACAUGAUGCCUUUAAGAAUUAUAACUGAUUAUUUGAACUGUCAGUUUCUAAAAUGAUCAAAUUUAUUCACAUUAUAUUUUGAAUUAUUUAUUAUGACUUGAUCACAACCAAACAUUGUGCAAAUUGUACCUUUGUAAUCCUCCUUGAUAGUUAGGUGAAUGGCACCAAUGACCAUGGUAGGGCAGUGUUAUCUCUAUAUAUAUAUAUAGCAUUGGGGUUUUAGCAUCAUGGUAAUCUGAUGCUUUCUUGAAUGCAAUGCUAUAGGAAAUGACUUUCUCAUAGAUUGGGUUAUUGAUGUGAUGCUAUAAUAUCUAGAAACAAGAUGGUGUUUAAACAUUCCCUGUUUUCCAGGAAUAUGAAAAUUAUGGGGAGAACAUUAAUGAAAAAUUAUGAAUUAUGGUGUAACAAUUCAUUGGUGCUGCCACCUUUACUAAACUUGGGAUACCAAGAUAUGUAUAUCUUGCAUAUAGUAUGACAAUCAUAUUUUGUCUGUAAAUGUUAAACUGUAUAGGUACUUUUUUUUUGCAGUGCAUUUAUUUUCUCUUAUUUUGCAGUAGGUGUAAUUUCCUGAUAAUAAAUACAUGUACACAUAAAUACUUAUGCUGUUUACCUACAUGUGAAAAAAGGGUAUAAAUUAUUAUUACCUGAAAAUAUAAUUGAACAUGCAUGUUUACAGGCCCAGACCUGCAACUGUUAUGAACCAUUAAACAUCAAAGAAACCGUUUCAAGAUAAGAAUAAAAAAUGAUGAUCCAAGCCAAGCAAACACUUUAAUUAUAUAAUUAAUAGCCUAUUUAGACAAUACCUUUAUCUUAACAUCUAAAAGACAACUGAUCUCAUGAUUGAAUCAUCACAAUUUUGAAACACUACCAUACCUACUGACACAUGGACUUAAAUUUACGCAUUAUUAACAUCAUGAUAAAUCUCUAAUGGCUGACAAAAGUUCUUAAUUUGAACUUGUGUACACUUAAAAAAAGUCUGUUUGUUGAUAUUGUUUUGUUAUCUCAAAAAAAAUAAAUACACUUGUUUUGUAAAUCACUUUAAAAUAUACAUGCACAAAAAAUUAUAAAUACAGUGCUUUAUUUAGGUUUCUUUAUGUACAUGUAUUACUUUAAUCAUCAUUCAAAGUAAUAUUUAGUUCUAAUUUAUAGGAUGUAAAAUAAGGAAUUAUCAUAUUACUUGUUUCAAUUCAAGUAGGAAUACUGUAUUUUGUUGCAUAAAAAAUACUUUUCAGUUGUAUUAGUAUGACUUAAUUUCUGUGUCUUUUGGUCUCUUGUGGAGAGUUGUCUCAUUAGCAAUCAUACCACAUCUUCUUAUUUUUAUAUUGAUUAGUAUCUUUGAAGUAUUAAUGCUUUAUUCACUUUAAAGUGAGUAAUUUAUUUUUAAAUCAACUGGAUAGUAAGAAUUUAUUCAACAGAAUAGGAACUUCAACCUCUUUUUUUCAAAUCUAAACUGAGUUUAUAGGUCUGUCUUUCUAAUUUAAAAAAAAUAUGUUUCACUACCUUAAACUUAUAGACAAAUCAAACUCCGCUAAAGAUACUGUGAGCUCUGUCUUUCCUGAACCGUGCAUAAAUCAGAAAGCUGUUACAACUGAACUAUUGCAUUAUAAAGUAGAAUUAAUUCCCUUUGAAUACUGUUUCCUUAUAAAUGGGGGUUCAUGAUUUGACAAGUUUAGAGUAUACAGUUCAUUUCCAUUUUUAUAAGAAUAUUAUACCAAUUAAAUCCAUUGUGAUCUAGUUCCACAGCUUCAAAUAACAUUAAAUGCUCACACAGAAUGGAAUAUUCUCUUUUGCAAUGAUUUCAAUAAGGGCUUGUAGAUUUGUAGACAUGG
This is a messenger RNA of Mytilus californianus (California mussel), 9006 nucleotides long. RefSeq lists its product as uncharacterized. The coding region runs from base 84 to 3323 and encodes 1079 amino acids. The transcript is spliced from 5 exons. The record is from RefSeq and is a predicted model, not a curated record. Lineage: Eukaryota; Metazoa; Mollusca; Bivalvia; Mytilida; Mytilidae.